Perkinsus marinus ATCC 50983 is the source of this 330-nucleotide messenger RNA. RefSeq lists its product as hypothetical. The record is from RefSeq and is a predicted model, not a curated record. NCBI's taxonomy places the organism in Eukaryota, Perkinsozoa, Perkinsida, Perkinsidae. Bases 1 to 330 code for a protein of 109 amino acids. The transcript has a single exon.
AUGCCUAUUCUUUACUAUCAGCCUUGCAUCGAGAUCGUCGGUAAGCUCGGCAUCGAUCAUCGGGCUGAUAUUAUGGAGAAGCAGCUCAAGGCUAAUAUUGAUGUCAGCUGUUGCCCUUUGCUAUUGCGCAUUGCCAAUGUUAGGGCUGGAAGGCUGAGGAGAAUCAAGGAAAGACUGAAAUACCUGCAGGAUGGAGUUAUAGACCCGUUCGGCAGCAAAGAAGUCCAACUAGGAGGCAUUCAAGGUCGAGAUCAAGGCCUCGGGAUGAAUCGGUUGUAUCGUCUAACGAUAGGAGUAGUAGAUACCGUAUGCAUGAGUGGCAUAAAAUGA